This is a messenger RNA of Hypomesus transpacificus, 524 nucleotides long. Its product is annotated as 40S ribosomal protein S25-like. NCBI's taxonomy places the organism in Eukaryota, Metazoa, Chordata, Actinopteri, Osmeriformes, Osmeridae. The transcript is spliced from 5 exons. Gene Ontology annotation, cellular component: cytosolic small ribosomal subunit. Bases 79 to 456 code for a protein of 125 amino acids. Gene Ontology annotation, molecular function: structural constituent of ribosome. The record is from RefSeq and is a predicted model, not a curated record.
CCGGAUGCACGGGUUUGCUAAGGGGCUAGUGCACGGGUUUAACUUCCUUUCACUCCGACAUCUUGACGAGGAGAUAACAUGCCUCCUAAAACCGAUAAGAAGAAGGACGCGGGGAAGUCCAAAAAGGACAAGGAUCCAGCCAACAAGGCAGGAGGCAAGGCCAAGAAGAAGAAGUGGUCCAAGGGAAAAGUGAGGGAUAAGCUCAACAACCUGGUCCUUUUUGACAAGGCCACCUAUGAGAAGCUGUACAAGGAAGUGCCCAACUACAAGCUCAUCACGCCAGCUGUAGUGUCUGAGAGACUCAAGAUCAGAGGCUCUCUGGCCAGGAAUGCCCUCCAGGAACUUCUCGCCAAAGGCAUGAUCAAGCUAGUGUCUAAACACAGAUCUCAGAUCAUCUACACACGCAACACCAAGGGUGGAGAUGAGGCUGUGGUUGAGGAGAAGAAAGAGGCUUAAACAGGUUGUGCUGGUAUGAAACCUGCAAUCAGUUUGUAAUGAAAGGUGAAUAAAAUGUUGGAAAGACA